UCCAGUUAUACCAUGUUCUGUGUUUCUCCGGGAGUCAACUUUGUUUUUCUUGUUUAAUAUCGUGCAAUAUUGUUCUUCUCCUAGCGUUUCUAGCUGUCCAAAAUUCCUAAUGAAUUUAAAAAGGAAGCACUCUGGAGAUGAUUCAUUUACCCCUCGCUGUAAAAUUUUCCUGAAUGAAAAAAUUGUGGAAAAUAACAAUGUGGAGAAACUCUCAAAGAUUUACGAGAAAACCCACAAGAUGCUCUUCAGUGGUGCCAACAGGAAGUCCACAGACGAUCCCAAUGCCCAAUCCUCUUCCAAAGCUGUUUUUCUCUGUGGCAGCGGAGAGGUUAGAGACGUCCAAACAAACGCUCUGAUUCAUCCGGAAAGCCAUCCGAGAAGUUGUUCAGGAUGCCUUAAAGCUUCUACGGGGUACCAUACCACCUGCUCAAAUUGCAACCUGGAGCUGUGUGAAUUCUGUGGGUAUACCUGUUUGUGGUGCCGGAAGGGAAUCUGCGAGACCUGCAUCAAGCUCUAUAAUUGCGGCUCCCUUGAGCGUCCUAUCUGUGACAAUUGUUCCAUUUAUCAGUGAUUUUGCUAGAGAAAAAAAAACCAUUGUAAAAUUGUAUUUCUGCUAUUUAUUUUCAAUAUAAUCCAUCUCCAUCGCUUCA
Messenger RNA from Phlebotomus papatasi, 650 nucleotides. Its product is annotated as apoptosis regulatory protein Siva-like. NCBI's taxonomy places the organism in Eukaryota, Metazoa, Arthropoda, Insecta, Diptera, Psychodidae. Gene Ontology annotation, molecular function: CD27 receptor binding. Gene Ontology annotation, biological process: extrinsic apoptotic signaling pathway. Bases 110 to 571 code for a protein of 153 amino acids. The record is from RefSeq and is a predicted model, not a curated record. The transcript is spliced from 2 exons.